Messenger RNA from Amaranthus tricolor (Joseph's coat), 1977 nucleotides. RefSeq lists its product as uncharacterized. The transcript has 8 exons. The record is from RefSeq and is a predicted model, not a curated record. The coding region runs from base 1 to 1977 and encodes 658 amino acids. Lineage: Eukaryota; Viridiplantae; Streptophyta; Magnoliopsida; Caryophyllales; Amaranthaceae.
AUGGAAGUAGAUGAUAAGGAUAAAGUAAAUUUGUUGGAUUUGGGCAUUUUGGUGAAAGCAAGCUCACAGUCAUCACAGCUUUCACAACCUUCACAUCCUUCUCAACCUUCUAUCAGUGUGGAAACAAAGCAUAAGAAGAGGAGGGUUGUUAGUAAGAGUCAACAAAUUGAGGUUGAUGAUGAUAAGGAGACUGACAGUGAAGAUAAUGAUGAUGAUGAUUGUAUUGAUAAUGAGUUAAGUGAUGAUGGAAACUUAGAGUAUGUGGAUGAUAGUUAUGAACCAUUUAAGGAUCCAUUGUGGGGUAAUCACGUAGUUGAAAAUGAUAAUGAAAGUAAAUACAUCCAAAGGCUUUUUCAAAAUGGUGAGAUGUAUGUAGAUAGGGGUUGGGGCAAUAUUAACCUUGCACCAUGGCAGAUUUUCACUGAUAAGCACCACGUAAGGGAAGUUGAUAGGGACUACGCAAUACAGUGUGGUUUUGAAUUCUUGGUGGAGAGGGAAAACAACAAGAUUUACACUGUAGCUUGUUUGGAUGCGGGUUGUGGAUGGAGACUUCAUGCUAGUAGAUUACCAGAUGGCACUACAUGGGCUAUAAAAAAGAUUGACAAUCAUGAACAUAACUAUAGAGCCCUAGAAACACAUAACAACCUUGUCACUAUAAAAUGGGCAGCUAUAAAGCUAAUGGAUGACAUUAGGGCAAAUAAUGACAUCUCUGGGAAGACUUUAAAUGAACUAUUGGAGUCUAGGUUUCGGGUGAGUUUGAAGACUAACACAUUGUAUAAAAUGAGGACAUUGGCAUUAAAAGAGAUUAACAGAGGACAUGAUGAGAGUUAUGGCUACUUACCUAGUUAUGCAGAGAUGGUGAAGCAAACUAAUCAGGGCUCUGUUGCUAUUUGUGCAUGGGAAGCAGAAGAGUCCAUUGAAAGGCCUUUGACAUUCACUAGCAUUUUCAUUUCUUUUGGAGCUACAAUUAGUGGAUUAGUCAACGGUUGUAGAGGUUUAAUUGGGGUUGAUGGUGCACAUCUCAAGGGUCAAUAUGGAGGCACACUCCUUUCAGCUAUUGCUCUAGAUGGUAAUAAUCAGCUAUUUCCUAUUUCUUGGGCUAUUAACAUACUAAAGGACAGUGGUAGAGGUGAUGAUUGGACCAUCAUAUCUGAUAGACAGAAGGGAAUUGAGGUAGCCUUGAAUGAGCUAUGGCCAACUGCUAGGAGGAGAUAUUGCUGCAAGCAUUUAUUUGCAAACUGGAAGAAAAAAUAUCCAAGGCCGUUGAGGUAUGCACUAUUUUGGAGGGCUGCAAAUGCCACUUCUCUAUUUAAGUUCAUCAAAGCUAUGGAAGCCAUUGACAACGCGUACCCUAUGGCAAGGGAGUGGCUUGCACAUAUUGGAGAUCAAUCAAGAUGGACAAAGUAUGCAUUUGACCCUAAUGUUUGUUGUGACGAGAACAGAACGAACUUUGUUGAGAGCUUCAAUGCAACUCUUGGAGUUGAUAGGUGGAAACCUGUUUUAACACUACUUGAGGGUAUAAGGAGGGUAACUAUGGUAAGGAUGGCCACAAGAAAGAACAAGAGUGAAAACUGGAUAGACACUGAUUUUUGUCCUAAUAUAGUGAAGAGAAUGAAGUCCCUGAUUUCAGACUCAAGAACAUGUAAGGCUUUCAAUUCUGGUGAUGGAUUUUAUGAGAUUAAAGAUGGUAAAUCCACUUUGUCUAUGAGCUUAAAUGACCGAACAUGCAUGGGAAACGCAUGGCAACUCACUAGGAUCCCUUGCAAGCAUACUGUGCGGGCCAUUCUACAUUCAAGCCAAGAUCCCAUAAGGUUUUGCAGUGAUUGGUACAGUUGCAAAAUGUACAAUUGUGGAGAUUUUUGUUUCAUUGGUUUUUCAGAUGUUGAUUAUGCUGGUUAUAAGAAAAAUUCAGUUGUCUUAUCUACGGCUGAAGCUGAAUACAGAGCUGCUGGUGCAUGUUGUUCUCAAAGCUUAUAG